This is a messenger RNA of Monoraphidium neglectum, 1140 nucleotides long. Its product is annotated as putative aarF domain-containing protein kinase. Gene Ontology annotation, biological process: protein phosphorylation. Lineage: Eukaryota; Viridiplantae; Chlorophyta; Chlorophyceae; Sphaeropleales; Selenastraceae. Gene Ontology annotation, molecular function: protein kinase activity; ATP binding. The annotation marks the transcript as partial. The record is from RefSeq and is a predicted model, not a curated record. The transcript is spliced from 10 exons.
AUGUGGCUUUGGCUGGCCGGCUGGGCGGCUGGGCGGAAGCUUCGCGGGUGGCAGCUGCCUGCAAACGCCCGACUGCUAUCUCUCAAUGUAUUGUUUUCGGUGACGCCUGAUGGUGUGCCCACGUUUGCGCCCGUGCCGCAGAUCUACUCGGAGAUUUCAGAGGAGCCUGUAGCAGCCGCCAGCCUGGGCCAGGUGUACCGCGCCGUGCUGCGUGAGACCGGGGAGCGCGUGGCCGUCAAGGUCCAGCGGCCGGGCAUAGGGGAGUCCAUCGCCAUCGACAUGCUGCUGCUGCGGCGGCUGAUGGGCGCCGUAGACACCAGCGUCCUGCCGCAGAUCGGGAUCUCGCAGCCUUUGGUGCCGCUGGUGGACGAGUUUGCCGCGCGGCUGUUUGGCGAGUUGGACUACGUCCAGGAGGGCAAGAGCUGCGAGAAGUUCCAGGAGCUGUAUGGCGGCAUGCCGCGCGUUCGCACCCCCAAGAUUGUCUGGUGCUCGACCAGCCGCCGUGUUCUGACGAUGGAGUGGAUAGAGGGCGUGAAGCUCACAAAUAAGGAGGCCAUGGCGGCGGCAGGGCUGUCCAUUACCGACUUUGUUGACGUGGGCAUCGAGUGCACCCUGAGGCAGCUGCUGGAGCACGGCUUCUUCCACGCAGACCCUCACCCCGGCAACCUGCUGGCGUCCCCUGACGGCACCCUGGUGUACCUCGACUUUGGCAUGAUGAGCGAGGCCCCGCAGUACGCGCGGUUCGCCAUCAUAUCACACGUGGUGCACCUUGUCAACAGGGAUUACGAGGCGAUGUGUCGCGAUUACUACACCCUGCAGUUCAUGGACCCCUCAGUGGACACGCGCCCCAUAGCCCCGGCCCUGCAGGCCUUCUUCGACGAUGUCCUCGAGUCCUCGGUUUCAGAGCUCAACUUCAAGGCCAUCGUGGACGGGCUGGGGGCGGUGCUGUUUGAGUAUCCCUUCAGGGUCCCUGCGUACUACGCUCUCAUCCUGCGGUCACUCACAGUACUGGAGGGCCUUGCACUGCAGGCAGACCCCAACUACAAGCUGCUGGCCAAGGCAUACCCCUACAUGGCGCGCCGCCUGCUGACAGACCCCGCGCCAGAGCUGAGGGGCAGCUUCGAGGAGCUGGUCUUCCAG